CCACUUAAUCGACUUACUGCUGGCAAUUCUCGGGCUUUUAAUUUCUCUCGGUACCAAUUGAACUCUCCGAAACCCUUCAUUUGUACAGUAUACAUGCAGCGUAUACAGAUAAAUAAAUGACUAACCGCAUGGGAGUGUCGUCAUUUAUUACAGACAAACACACACUAUACGCGGAAAAUCUUAUCAAUGAACGGAGUAGAACGUUCUCAGUACAUUCAGUAUUUGCUCGGAAAUUACAUUAAGAACAUCUCGUCUUUUAAAGUCGUCUUUUCUCUGGCGGGAACGCGUUCAAUACCUGCUUAGUUAACACGUGGUCCAAUUCAUAAAGUUUGUUAUUAAGUUCCCCAAAACCGUAAGAAAAAUACUGCACAGUGGUCGAAUUUCUAAAAAUGACUGGAAAAUAUAUUUGAAAAUUUGGAGUCGCGUCAAGAAAUGGGUAGCGAAUCAAGAUAGUCAUUUGUCAUGGACAUUUUUCCGGGGUAAUUUUUAAAAUUCGACCACCGUGUGCCGUUACCAGUAAUCGUUUCUGCUAUUGACUACAACGUACCACGUAAUAUUUUAAAUUAAAACGGUGUUCUCGCGAGGAUGUUGACGUAGAGGAUGUGGUGGCUGCUGCUGUCGGAUUAUCGGCGCAAAUUUCAUUAAGUGAAUCAGGAAAAAUGUCGAGAAAUCACGGGGCCGCGAACAGUGUGACGUCGUGGCUGAACACGCUGAAACAUUCGAUCGAAUAUUAUGAAUUCGAAAAAGAGAAUUUCGGCCACCCAAGCAUGCCUACGGUCUACGAAGACGUAGAACCGAUCGAACCGGAAACGCCCUACAUGAACCUGUGGGAUUGUUCUACCAACUCCGUCGAAGAUCCGAUUGAGGAGUACAUUUUUCCUUUCGCCGACUUCGACUUGGAGGAUUUGGUGCUCGAAUCGUCGCGAUCUCUGAACUUGAAGUUCGCCAAAGAAUGUAGAAUAAGCGGCGUCUUUGAGGAAGGCGUGGUGGAGGAUUUGGAGGUGUCGAACCCGGUUCCGGAAACUUUGGAGGUCAACGAGGAAUUGGCGAUAUACGUGAAAGAGGAUUCGGUGUUUUGGAUCGAUCGGUUGCGGUUCGAGUGCGUGGACGAGGAACCCGACCUCAUGGAGGGACAGGAACUCCUCAAAUCGUUCAACCAAACGACGAAAGACAAGUUCGACAAGCCGUUGGAUAACAAAUUUCCAGUAGCAGACGAUGAGAACAUCGAGUUUAGAAGAAAACCAUCUAUUCAGAAGAAUCGCGUGUCGAAAACUACCGAUUUUGAUUUUAGACGCCGCAGGCUCACAAGUCCAAAUGAUGCGAAAAAUUUCGAGAUACGGGGACUCGUCAAAUUUCAACUGCCCAAUCAAAAAAUAAUUACAAAACUAAAUGAGGACUACAUAGCGUACGAAAACGAAAUCUUCUACAGAAUCAACUCCAAAAUGAAAACUAAGGAACUCAUAAAGAAGAACGUCGUUUUGAAGGGUGCCAGAUAUUUGAACAAAAACAAAGAGGUGGAGCUCAAAGAUACGUCAAACUUGGCAUACAUACUCUAUUUCGACUCGCUCAAAUAUGCCAAAGAGUUUAUGGAGAACGAGAAAAUUCAAAUUUACUUCAACAACGAGUCCAAGACUACCAUCAAGAAAACCCUUCUUAGGUUUUUGGGAAAGAGAUCUAGCAGGGAGAUUUUAGAGAAAAAAGGCAUCUAUAAAAACGAACCGAUAUUUGGCAAUACUCUGCGUGAUAUUUACUCAAAGUGCGGCACCGAAGUCCCUACGUUCAUUUACAGGACCAUCGAACUAAUAGAGAGACCGGAAAAUAUUAAGAGCCUUGGUCUAUACAGAACCUCGGGUAACUUGGCCACCAUUCAAAAAAUCCGUUUCGAAGUGGACAACGGCAGACUGGAGAUCCUGAGCCAAUUCACCAAGGACCCGGACGUAUUAACCGGUAGUUUGAAACUAUUUUUCCGGGAACUAAAGGAACCUCUAAUUCCGUUAGACGUCUCGGACAAGUUGCUGGAAAUUGCCAAACUAGAUCAAAGUAAACUAGGAACGAAAGAUUUGAACAAACUGCGAUCGAUACUCGUGAACGACCUCUGCCGCGCGAAUUUAAUCACCUUGUCGGUUAUGCUUAAACACCUGCUGGAAGUCGUAAAGUACAAAGACGAAAACAAAAUGGACGCGUACAACUUGGCCGUCUGCUGGGGGCCGUCGAUGGUGUUCGGCUGUCAUAACGGCGACCACACUCCCGAGUAUACUAGAGACAUCGUGACUCAGUCUCAGGACGCGACCAGGCUAGUGGAUUUUCUGCUCGGGUUUUAUGCCAGGUACCCGGGGGAAAUGGCAAGCCUGAGCAGAGGCGUCGAUACGUUGGAACCCAAAAGUCCCCUGCUCAGGCAGGAGUCGAAGGACAGCUUCAGUAGUUCGGAUAGUUCUUCCAAAGGACAGCGAAAAGACGCGAGCAACCUCAGCCUCAGCGUCGACGAAGGAGUGAGGAAAAUGAUAGAGCUGAUCGAAAGCGGUAUCGAGAGCGAGGGCUUGUACAAGAAGUCGGGCUCGGUCGAUCGGUCAAAUAAAAUCUUGAAGAAGAUCGUGAAAAAGAAGUUUUCGGAGACCGACAAGAAUAAGAACGAUAUUCACGACUUGACGGACGCGUUGAAACGAUACCUGAGGGAGUCCGGCGAAGUGCUCGUUACGAAAGAGGCGGUGGAGCAAGUACUAUUCAUUUCUGGUGAUAAUAAACAGGUCGAUUUGGAUGUCCUAUCGCGAAGAAAAAUCUGGUCGAUAAUCGAAGACACUCCCAAAAAAGACACCUUAAUCUACAUCCUAAGACACCUCGCCAAAGUUGUCGAUCACCAACCGCAACACAAAGUGACCAAAACCGAUAUAAUCAACAUAUGGACCAAAGUCCUCAAUUAUCGCCAGAAAGUUCACAAGUCCGACGAUCACUUUUCCAGAUUUUUGACGAUAUCUGUCGAGACCUUCGCCGAAGGUUACCAGCUACCCUUACCUGACGUGGUUAGGCAAAGUUUCGGCAACUCCGCGCAGAAAAGCGGCAACAUGACGGAACUUUUGAAAGACCUAAAAAGUCACCAGGAGCGCGACCGAUUUAGUCGGUACGAUAACGUAGACAGUGACGUAGUAGGCGAGGCGUCGAUACUCGACGACAAGACUGAACGGACCAAAUUGUGACCGACGCUCUGUAUUUCCGGGCAAUAUUUUGUGAUACGUUGAUUAGAGGCGUCCCAAGGCGGCUCGAAGGAUCGAGUGCCGCCGUGCUUGGUUUUCUUAUUCUUAUUUCUGUUUAGUUACCUCCUUCUUCUAGUCGAGAAUAAGACAAUUUGGCGCGAAAAAUAAUGUUUUUUUACUCCACUUUUUUGUAUAUACCUAAAUGAAUGUGUAGUUUUAUCGAUAAGCAGACAAUACUCUCUGUACAUAAAUCGCAAAUAUAGACAUUCCACUUUAUAUUUUUUUGAAAUUCCUCUUAACCUUCAAAACGAAAAAAAAAAUCCAAGGGGGCCAAAUAAAGGUGUUAUAAGUCGGAAACCAUUGGACAUUGACACUAAAAAAAAUUAUUUCUAAAAUGCUCAAAAUAAGUUCGUGGAAAAUACAUUUAGGAUUCCCAAGCGGCGUAACUACCAUUUUAUAUUUUUUAUCGAACUCACAAAUUGAAAACCUGACUUAUGUGGAU
Messenger RNA from Cylas formicarius (sweet potato weevil), 3690 nucleotides. RefSeq lists its product as uncharacterized. The record is from RefSeq and is a predicted model, not a curated record. Gene Ontology annotation, cellular component: cytoplasm. NCBI's taxonomy places the organism in Eukaryota, Metazoa, Arthropoda, Insecta, Coleoptera, Brentidae. The coding region runs from base 660 to 3191 and encodes 843 amino acids. The transcript is spliced from 10 exons. Gene Ontology annotation, biological process: signal transduction; regulation of GTPase activity.